AUGGGUAAACAAUUCAGCAGUCCAAACCCAAUGAUUGCUUUUGUGUUGUUAUCUGCAGAAUUUAAUGGGGUUGGAGAUGCGUAUGCAAGCUAUAUCGCAUAUACAAAGGUUAUUGAUUUUGCGGUGCGAAAGGGAGAUUAUAUUAAAGAUGAGGAGGAAAAUAUUGUCAGGAAGUUUUUCUACUGCAAUCGGCAAGGGCUGCGUGAAAAGAAGUACUACGAGAGAGUUGACAGAAAAAGGCCUCAUAAACCAGAGACGAGAACGAAUUGCAAUGCCAAGCUUGUGGUGUUUCCGGACAAAAGUUGUGGAAAGUGGCAGAUGAAAACAUUGGUCAAGGAUCAUAAUCACGACUUGGCGCCCCAAGAGUGCACUAAUGUAAUGGCUCCACAUGAGAAGAUCACAGAAGGGCACAAAGCGCAUAUACAUUGCAUGCAUGAAGCCGGGUUCCAGACAACUCAAAUAAUGGGCUUUUUUGCCCACAUGUGUGGUGGAUAUCACAAUCUUAACUUUAUAAGUAAGGACUUUUAUAAUUAUAUGGAUGGAGUUAGGCAAUCCAGGAUCGUGGAGGGAGAUGCAGCCGCAACAAUAAGCUACUUGAAGGGCAAGACUGAGUUGGAUCCGAUGGCAGUUGUGCAGUACUUUUAUUGCACUGAAAAGCACCUUGGGUACCUAUUUUGGUUAGAUGGUCACAUGUAG
This is a messenger RNA of Arachis duranensis, 696 nucleotides long. RefSeq names its product protein FAR1-RELATED SEQUENCE 5-like. The transcript has a single exon. Lineage: Eukaryota; Viridiplantae; Streptophyta; Magnoliopsida; Fabales; Fabaceae. The record is from RefSeq and is a predicted model, not a curated record. The coding region runs from base 1 to 696 and encodes 231 amino acids.